AUGAAGUUCUCCACUGUCACCGGUCUGCUUCUGGAUUAUUCUCAAACCACUCUCGCCAUUGCAUCCCCCGUAAACAUCCAGCGCGAGGCUGCUCCUUGCAUUCCCGACGACCCCACCAGCAACUGCGACGCCGGCUCUCAAAAGCGUGAGGCCGCGCCGUGUGUUCCUAAUGACCCGACCAGCAACUGCGAUGCGGGCUCUCAGAAGCGCGACUGGAGCCUUCCGAUCAGAAACAACAAGCGUGAGGCCGCGUCCUGCAUUCCUGACGACCCGACUUCCAACUGCGACGUCGGCUCCCGGUAA
Lasiodiplodia theobromae is the source of this 303-nucleotide messenger RNA. RefSeq lists its product as uncharacterized. Bases 1 to 303 code for a protein of 100 amino acids. The record is from RefSeq and is a predicted model, not a curated record. NCBI's taxonomy places the organism in Eukaryota, Fungi, Ascomycota, Dothideomycetes, Botryosphaeriales, Botryosphaeriaceae. The transcript is spliced from 2 exons.